Messenger RNA from Myotis brandtii (Brandt's bat), 576 nucleotides. RefSeq names its product mex-3 RNA binding family member D (gene MEX3D). Bases 211 to 576 code for a protein of 121 amino acids. Gene Ontology annotation, molecular function: RNA binding. The transcript has 2 exons. The record is from RefSeq and is a predicted model, not a curated record. Lineage: Eukaryota; Metazoa; Chordata; Mammalia; Chiroptera; Vespertilionidae.
UCCAGAGAGAGUGGAAGAGAGGGGAGGAGAGAGAGAAACAUCAGUGUGAGAGAGAGACAUCAACUGGUCGCUUCCCAUUUGUGGGAUCAAACCUACGACUCAGGGUGCAAAAUCAAGGCUCUGCGGGCCAAGACGAACACAUACAUCAAGACGCCGGUGCGUGGGGAGGAGCCCAUCUUCAUCGUAACUGGCCGCCAGGAGGACGUGGAGAUGGCCAAACGCGAGAUCCUGUCUGCGGCGGAGCACUUCUCGGUGAUCCGAGCCACCCGCAGCAAGGCCGGUGGGCUGCCCGGCACUGCGCAGGGCCCACCCAACCUGCCGGGACAGACCACCAUCCAGGUGCGCGUGCCCUACCGCGUGGUGGGGCUGGUGGUGGGGCCCAAGGGCGCCACGAUCAAGCGCAUCCAGCAGCAGACGCACACGUACAUCGUGACGCCCAGCCGCGACAAGGAGCCCGUGUUCGAGGUGACGGGCAUGCCCGAGAACGUGGACCGCGCGCGCGAGGAGAUCGAAGCGCACAUCGCCCUGCGCACCGGCGGCAUCAUCGAGCUCACGGACGACAACGACUUCCACUAA